GUGUUUAAAAUUGCAAUUACAGACGAACGCGUGAGUUCAUUUCGCGCGGAUCCGUACCGUGAUAGGAACCGAGAAUUCGCGUGACCUUCAGGAGAAAAUAGAGACGUGGGGGAAUAAUGGCUCAAUCGCAGUUGAAACGUAUCGUCGAAGAAAUAGUCGAAAAUUUUGUGCAGACCUUUAAAAAUCUGGAGGAUAUUUGGUGCAAUUACACCGAGGAGAUGCGGAUCGUGUGCUACAUGAAUGUGCAAACAGAUGCUGAAGGUGUUAAAUGAGAGUCUCGGAACACGAUUCGAGAUGUAUUGGCCACCCUGUAUACGGACCAGCCCGACCAGCCGAGGAGAAAGAGUGUUUCUCGCAGUCGCAGUACUCGCAGUUUCUCAGCGACGAGUGUCAGACGAGUGAGACAGUGAAGUGAGAUUCGCGUCCGUCGUGUUUCAUGAUAAAAAUUAUGCAGAGGGAGGAGAAGCAACUGGAAUCGGCCUUGGACGCCAUAAUAAUGCGAGUGAACGACCUGAAGAACGCGAUUGCCGCGAUGAUAUUUAAGUUGGAGCACGAGUACGAGACCUUGAAUUGGCCCAACUUCCUCGACAAUUUCGCCCUUAUUUCGGGCCACUUGACCAGCCUCUCCAAGAUCCUCGCGCACGACAAAGCGCCGAAUCUGAAGAAUCUGACGGUCCUACCGUUACGCCUGUGCCCGGAGAAGGACGAGGAGCUGCUGCGACUGACCGAGAAUCGUAUUCCCACGUUCGCGCACGACCUGGUCCCGGACUACCUGCGGACGAAGCUGGAGCCCCAAGCCGAGCAGAAGAUGCUGCAGUUGGAGGCCAAGGCCGCGAACGUUAACAUUGAUACGUCGCAUGACUACAAUAAACAACUGGCACAGUACACUAAAGUGAUUAGCCACGUGUGGGACAUAGCGAAUAAGGCGCGCGAAGACUGGGAGGGCGAGGUCAGCACCAGAGCGACACAGGCGCAGACUAGCAGUGCUGCGGACACCCAUGCCCUGCUGGCGGCUGUAGGAAUGGGAAAAGGCCUGAAAUCUGAUUCGAUACAAAUGGUCCAAUCCGGCGUAAAUCCGGUAGCCAACAGCAUGAUGGUAGGCAGACCUGGCAAUCAGCAGCAAACGACGGGUCAGGGCCCACUGGGGAAUCCACCGAUGGGGCAAAUGAACAAGGCACCGAGUGCAAUCAAAACGAAUAUCAAGGCAGCAUCACAAAUCCACCCUUACAGAUAAGAGUGACACCUCUGUCGUUUAAAAUGCAUUGUAGGAUGAUUGUGACCGACAACUGUCCACAUAGCGUGUUUCUUUGACACGAUGGCGUACGAGCGAGGAGAAAUACACUUGUUCAUCACUGGCACAGUGGCAGCCUGUAAGCCUUGUUCG
Molecule: messenger RNA, 1384 nt
Organism: Vollenhovia emeryi
Lineage: Eukaryota; Metazoa; Arthropoda; Insecta; Hymenoptera; Formicidae
Gene: MED8
Product: mediator of RNA polymerase II transcription subunit 8
Exons: 9
Coding region: 437-1234 (265 amino acids)
Biological process (GO): regulation of transcription by RNA polymerase II
Cellular component (GO): core mediator complex; mediator complex
Molecular function (GO): RNA polymerase II cis-regulatory region sequence-specific DNA binding; transcription coregulator activity
Source: RefSeq, a predicted model, not a curated record